AUGAACAAGGCUCUGGAGGAUACAAUCCAUGUGUCCCUGGAAGAAGACGAUCGAGAAGUUGAAGAAGACGAACAAGAAGAUGAAAAAGGUCAAGCCGACGAAGUCAGCUGUCAAGCGAGCGUGGUUCGAGUACUUCCACCUGAACUCCAGGCGAUGUCACACGUUGUGAAGCAGAUUCAAGAGUUUUCGAUGACGAUGGAGGAGGGGAUCAUGGCAGCCGUGAAGACGGGGGAUGUGCAGUGGCUGGUAAAGCUCGAGGAAGACGACAGCUACAUGCUCAACGUUUACGGUGCUGCUGUGGUUGGUGCCGAAAAUGGCGACGUAGACCUAGUACGUUGUCUGCUAGAGUUGGUUGAUGACCGUGAAGACCGAAACGAUUUAGAAUGGGACAUUCUCGGGGUGGCUGCAGAACACGGUCACAGCAGUGUCUUCGAGUUGGUAUAUUCAGUUGAAACCAUUGACCCGUAUAUCCUGGGAUACUUCGCAAAGGAUAGGGAAGCGCUCGACAAUGCCAUCCGUGUUGACAACAAACCACUCAUGGAAAGGUUGUAUCGCGCGUAUCCAGGAUUUGUACAAGGCGAUUGGUACGAGCGUAACGCGCCAACGAGCAUGCUUGGUGAGGCUGCGCAAGAGGGUCAUUUGAAUGCGGUGAAGUAUCUAAUCGAGCGCGGACAUGACUCUCUGGAAGAAGAGAAUCGGGCGUUUAUUCGAGCAGCGCGGGGUAAUUGCGUCGAAACGAUGGUAUUCUUUCGAGAUCGUGGGCGGAUUUCUGUCGAGACGUCGAAUAAAGCAUUUGAACUCGCCGCUUACUUUGGUUCAACUGAGGCGGUGAAGUUCUUACACGAGAAGGAGUCGAUUUCGCCCGAGUCCAUCGCAGCGGGAUUCGAGCUUGCAGCGUCGAACGUCUCAUACUGCUAUAGAGGGCAGCGGGUGAAGAAGUAA
Messenger RNA from Phytophthora sojae, 942 nucleotides. RefSeq lists its product as hypothetical. The record is from RefSeq and is a predicted model, not a curated record. The transcript has 2 exons. Gene Ontology annotation, molecular function: protein binding. Lineage: Eukaryota; Oomycota; Peronosporomycetes; Peronosporales; Peronosporaceae. The coding region runs from base 1 to 942 and encodes 313 amino acids.